Messenger RNA from Cryptococcus wingfieldii CBS 7118, 2022 nucleotides. RefSeq lists its product as hypothetical. The coding region runs from base 1 to 2022 and encodes 673 amino acids. The record is from RefSeq and is a predicted model, not a curated record. The transcript has 6 exons. Lineage: Eukaryota; Fungi; Basidiomycota; Tremellomycetes; Tremellales; Cryptococcaceae.
AUGCCCCGGCUACCUUUCAUCGGCUCAUACGACCUCUCUCUGUUCUACAACCCUCACGAAGACACAUCAACACUCCCAGCCCCAUCCCCCGACAUCAAUCAAGACCUUAUCUCAUCCUGGCCGACACUUGGGCCUGCCGAUGGCGCUGGGGCAUCAACUGGUACGGAGGGGAAUGGGACAUCGAAGAGGAGGUCUUCCUCGCCAAAGUCGUUCUUGAGGAGACGUGUGGACCUGUUCCCUCCUGAUGGGGUGAAUGAUACUACGACCCGAAGAAAUGCCUCACCAAUCUCUCAACUGCCUUCCAUCCCUUUCUCUUUCAUUCCGGACGUUGCGGAACAACCCGAAAAAAUGUACACGGAUGCUAGGGGAGAGAGUUCGAAAAGUGGUUCUUUGAAGAAAACGCACCAGGAUAAUCACGGUGCAUCAACCAGCUUGGAUAGUCAGCCGGUUUCGGUCAACUUGCCAUCACACAUACUAUCAACUCGGAAACAGACGACUGUCCAACCACUCCCCUCGCCUUCCGCCGCCGCCAACGACGGGGAUACUUUGCCUGAUCACCCGUCUUUGGAGCCGCUUUCGAUCGCCGAGACAGGUCAGACACAAGCACGAGGAGCUGGAGAGGAGGAGGCUGAAAGCAUUAUGGGUCUUGAGAAAGGGGAGCUGGGGGUCGUAAAGGAGCCGGGUUGCGACACUACGGAGGACGAAUAUCCGCCAGAAAGCAGCUCUCGGCCUGCCAUUGCUGCUCGAUCGAAAGCCUCAAACACUAGGACUAUCAACCUCGCUGGAGGCCACGAUACUCGACCAGAAACAAUCAUCACGUCCUCCGCCGACGUUGAUCCUAUGGCUGCUACAACUGUGACCGAAAAGCCAGACGGCAAAUCCUCCGAUCUCACCCCAGCCCAACCCAAGCUAUCACUAAACCAAAAGAAACGGCAAAAGAAGAAGACUGCCGAAGCACGCAAAAAGGCCGGUAUGGAGCGCAACGAGACUGGUUUCUGGUGGCGAUACGGCUCUUCAUCCGGCAGCUCCGAGACCACCCUUCUCUCUCGGCGUGCCAUCUCAAGGGGACACGUCUUCCUAUGGGAUCACCCCAUCACUUUUCUCGGACCAGACUUUAACGUUAAUGCUGCGAAUGCAAUGUACGACUCGAUCGCGGACAAGCCUGAGCAAAAAGCGCGGGUGGAUGGUUUGCGCAGGUCGGAAGGAAGGGAAAGGGAGGGUGAUUCGGUGUAUGGGAAGCUGAUGGAUAAUAGUUUCGCACUGCAGUAUCCUGCUGGGUGGAGGGUGGUGCUGGAACAUAUACCUUUCCUGAAAGUGUCUUGUGAUCCUAACACGAAUUAUGUGUGGGAUGCCCAACGCAGACGAGGUCAGCUGGUCUCCUUGAAAGAUAUACCCGACAACACCCCUCUCAUGGUCCGCGCCCAAGAAGGGUUCAAGACUUCUCACCACCGUCAAAAGAGGUAUACCGAGAUGAGAAUGACCUGUCAUUGCGCCUUUUGCCAGCGCACCCCCGAACAGCACAAGCACUCUGACCAAAACCGAUACAACAUGGCCCUCCUCAACCACGCAAUGCAAACCGCCCUAAGCUCCCCCGACUCCUCCCCCGACUCCUCCCUUCCAGCCCUUCUGGACAACAUCGAACAAACCCUCCUCCUCAUGUCCACCGAAGGUUUCGUCGAAAUGUACCACGACGCCUUCCAAUACGGCUUGGCAGUGUGUGCCGCGUGUGGGGAUGAAGAGAGUGCGAAAGAGUGGGCCAAAGGGGUGAGGGAUACGGCGUGUUUGGGACAGAGCCAGGUUGCUGGGGGGUGGGGGGAGGCGGAGAGGAUGGUGGAGGAUCCGAAGAGGCAUGAGCAGUGGGGGCAGAGGGGGGUGGAGGAGAAGGGGUGGGGGCCGAGAAGGGAAGUGAUUCUUAAAACGAUUGGCGAGUUUGAUUUCCACGAAUGGAAAAAGGAGAUGAAAGAGAAGCAUCUGGGAGAGUAUGCGUAUCCUCCUGAUCUCGAAGAUGAGAAGGCAGAGUAG